CUCUUGCUCACCCACUCUCCCUCUCCCUCCCAUCCUCACACACAUACACACCACUCCAGUAUAUCAGCUAGCGACUAGUGGAGCGCCAGAGGGGAGUGCAGAGAUGAAUGUGAAGACCCUGACGUUGGUGGUUCUGCUGCUGUUGUCUCUGCUGUGUUCAGCCAGUGCUGGUCCCAUGGCCUCCACCGAGCAUAGCAAGGAGGUGGAGGAGGUGGGAAGCAUGCGGACUCCUGUUCGGCAGAGCCCGGGCAGAGCCGGCCGGAGCCAACGACCCUCCGGCUGGAGGAGGAGACGUCCUCGACCCCGCCUCUCCCACAAGGGGCCCAUGCCGUUCUAGAGCAAGGCACUGCUUAUAGCGCCCUCCCCCAGGUUCUGAUUUCUGUGCUCUUCCUUUGCCUUGGGGGGCCUUGCAACACAGGGCCUAUGCUAGCCCAGCCUGAAGAGUGAUGUCCAUAGCACCUGCUGGUUCUUCAAGCAACUCUUCUUCUGUCCACAAAAAAACCAGGACAAGCCACUCACCCUCAGCUCUACGAAGAAACGCAGGCCAGGAAUGGGGUUUGGGGAGGUGUUGAGCCCAAGCUACCAGAUUCUGUAUCUCUCUCUCUCUCUCUCUCUUUAUUGAUCUAUUCCACUCUCUCAUUCACUCUGUCUCUCUCUCUCUCUCUCUUUCUCUCCCAGUGGUUCUGUCAUUUGCUUUCUAGAGCCCUUUCAUUGCCGUCCCCCCAUUGCCACACAUUUUGCAUGACGUGUGAGCUCUGAGGAGUCUGGUUCAGACAGUCUUAGUCCAAAAGCAUCAGUUAUUUCUCUGAGGUGUGUUUGUUCCAUUCUCUCCAGUGUAACGGUGACCACAGCCCUUUGUGUAAUUGCUGUGUGGACUAUUGAUGAUGGUUAUGAGGGAAAGCAAUGGCAGAAAAAUCAAUUGUAAAAAAAAAAAAAAAAAAAAAAAAAUCACCACCCGAUAUUUCUACAUUACAGUCACCACUUCAGAUCACCAACAUGUAACAAAAGCUAUUUUUUUCACCUGUCCGCUGAGGAAAAAAAAAAAAAAAGAAAACAAUCAGAUUGUUGAGUUGGUAAUAGAUACAUGAUUACUGUUUCAUUCAGCCAUCAUUGUUAAUUACAGUCUACUACGGCUUUUUUUUUUUUUUUGUCCCCCUAAUUUGAGUACAUGUGUACUCACACGUUUUGCUUUAAACUUCACUACUGUUCAUUGAAAGAUUGUGCAAUCCAAAGCCUAUUACUUACUGACUGGCCCCAGUGACACUACUUAUACUCUUGUUGUAAGUAGUGAGCUCCAGCCCCAUGAUGACUUAAUGGGAUCUGGACUGCCCAGUCUUUAGCCCUCACUUCCUCCCCCACAAUGCACUGCUGUUAGCAGCAGCUCUUCACGACUGUUAACUGCCCGGGGUGGCCAGGCAUACCGGCAGACCACCUCUCCUUUUAAUGAAGUGCCAAAUAGUUAUCUACUCCACAAUGCUGCCAGGAGAGAAAGAAGGAAAACAUGUUACCUCUUAUUUUGAGUCUCAAAACACCCGUGCGUACACAUGUAUGCAUCACGACACAUUUAUUUUGACAUCCGACGCAAAGGCGAUGGUAGCACAGAGAGAACAGUUUGAAGAAAUUUUAGACCAAAAAAAACCUUUCAAAGCAGAUAUUUGUGAAUCUCUCAGUUCAAGUAUGUUAUUCCCGUCAGUAGUGCACUCUUCUCUGAUUGUUCCGAUGGAGGUCAGAUAAACCCAGUGACCGAUAUUGUCGAUUAGCGGACAGGAAGAUUUGCCUUUACUUCACAUCAUACUGGAAUUUAUGAACUUUUAAUUUUUGUUCAUAAUUUUUUUUUUUUUCAUUUCAUUUUUUCUCAGGGUGCUUUACCAGAACAGUCUAUAUUUUGUGCAUUUAUUUAAGAAACACACACAUGUAU
Molecule: messenger RNA, 1918 nt
Organism: Chanos chanos (milkfish)
Lineage: Eukaryota; Metazoa; Chordata; Actinopteri; Gonorynchiformes; Chanidae
Gene: apln
Product: apelin
Exons: 3
Coding region: 104-337 (77 amino acids)
Biological process (GO): signal transduction
Molecular function (GO): apelin receptor binding; hormone activity
Source: RefSeq, a predicted model, not a curated record